This is a messenger RNA of Arabidopsis thaliana (thale cress), 1982 nucleotides long. RefSeq names its product cytochrome P450, family 705, subfamily A, polypeptide 19 (gene CYP705A19). Gene Ontology annotation, cellular component: membrane. NCBI's taxonomy places the organism in Eukaryota, Viridiplantae, Streptophyta, Magnoliopsida, Brassicales, Brassicaceae. The transcript is spliced from 2 exons. Gene Ontology annotation, molecular function: heme binding; iron ion binding; monooxygenase activity. Bases 189 to 1730 code for a protein of 513 amino acids. The record is from RefSeq and is marked reviewed.
AACCAUGUUAUCUUUGCUUAUACAUGUCUUAGUAUAUUUGACGUGUCGCAAGAUCUGAGUAUAUUAACAAAAACAUUUCAAUUAUUAAUAGGUAAUCAAAGCAUAACCAUACAUUAGAUUUCCCUUAUUGAUAAGAGAGUAUUAUAUGUGUCAUUUGCCUCUUUUUCAUUUGAGCAUCACUGGCAGCAAUGACCACCACUGAGUUUCAAAGCUGCUUCAUCUUCCUCCUCUUAUGUCUCUUCUCACUCGUCUGUUACUCUCUCUUUUUCAGGAAACCAAGCUCAAGACGGGACGCCCAUGGCUGUGAUCUGCCUCCGAGCCCUCCUUCUUUGCCAGUCAUCGGCCAUCUUCACCUUAUCCUCUCUUCCCUUGUCCACAAGUCUUUUCAAAAGAUCUCCUCCAACUACGGACCUCUCCUCCAUCUCCGCAUCUUCAACGUUCCCAUAGUCCUCGUCUCCUCUGCGUCAGUGGCCUACGAUAUCUUCAGGGUGCAUGACUUGAACGUCUCUUCUCGCGGCUCCCCUCCGUUUGAGGAGUCACUGUUGUUCGGAUCUACCGGCUUCAUUAGUGCUCCCUAUGGAGAUUAUUUCAAGUUCAUGAAGAAACACCUGGUCACAAAGCUCCUUGGACCACAGGCACUCGAGCGCUCACGCCUCAUCCGGACAAAUGAACUAGAACGGUUUUACAUAAACCUGCUUGAUAAGGCGACGAAGAAGGAGAGCGUUGAAAUUGGUAAGGAAGCGAUGAAGCUCAGUAACAACAGCAUCUGCAAGAUGAUCAUGGGGAGGAGUUGUUUAGAGGAAAAGGGUGAGGCAGAGAGAGUCAGGGGUUUGAUUAUCGAGUCGUUUUACUUGACGAAGAAAUUUUUCUUGGCAUUCACUUUGCGCGGGCUGCUCGAGAAGCUUGGAAUCUCGCUGUUCAAAAAAGAAAUAAUGGGAGUUUCCCGCAGAUUUGAUGAUUUGCUCGAAAGGUAUCUUAGGGAACAUGAAGAGAAACCAGAUAAUGAGCAUCAAGAUACGGACAUGAUUGAUGCACUAUUGGCAGCUUAUCGAGACGAAAAGGCCGAGUAUAAGAUCACUAGGAACCAGAUCAAGGCGUUUUUAGUGGAUAUUUUCAUUGCGGGCACUGACAUCUCGGCGCUAACAACGCAGGGAACAAUGGCUGAGAUCAUUAACAACCCUAACAUAUUUGUGAGAAUUAGAGAAGAAAUCGAUUCUGUUGUAGGGAAAUCAAGGCUGAUUCAAGAAACGGAUCUACCAAAGCUCCCUUACUUGCAAGCGGUAGUCAAAGAAGGGCUUAGAUUGCACCCGCCUACGCCUCUCAUGGUAAGGGAGUUCCAAGAAGGGUGUAAGGUCAAAGGUUUCUACAUACCAGCGAGCACAACCCUUGUUGUUAAUGGUUAUGCUGUGAUGAGAGAUCCAAAUGUCUGGGAAGACCCUGAGGAGUUCAAGCCGGAGAGGUUUUUAGCUUCUUCAAGAUUAAUGCAAGAGGACGAGAUAAGAGAGCAAGCCCUCAAGUACAUCGCUUUCGGUAGUGGAAGGAGAGGCUGCCCAGGAGCAAAUGUAGCUUAUAUCUUUGUAGGAACCGCGAUUGGAAUGAUGGUGCAAUGCUUUGACUGGAGAAUCAAUGGAGAAAAGGUUGACAUGAAAGAGGCCAUUGGAGGACUGAACCUGACCUUGGCUCAUCCCCUUAAGUGCACUCCUGUUGCUCGAUUCCCAAAACCUUUUUAAGUUCAAAUUAUUAAAACCGAUGUUCCAUGUUUGAUGUUGGUGACUGGACUAGUGUUGUAAGAUGGUUGAAGUAAAAUAAUAAGGAAGCUUGCUUUCUGUUGUUCUGUAACUACUGGUUUAUUCAUUCUCUAUUCAGGUUUCCAGGCUUAUCAGCUUAUGUUUGGUUUCUUUUAUCACCCGGAUUGCUGUAUGAACCAAAGCUACGUUGUUUUGUUUUUCAUUUUUGUUUUCAAAAUGAAAUGGCAUUAGAGC